Molecule: messenger RNA, 5822 nt
Organism: Spea bombifrons (plains spadefoot toad)
Lineage: Eukaryota; Metazoa; Chordata; Amphibia; Anura; Pelobatidae
Gene: COL5A3
Product: collagen type V alpha 3 chain
Exons: 66
Coding region: 170-5593 (1807 amino acids)
Molecular function (GO): extracellular matrix structural constituent
Source: RefSeq, a predicted model, not a curated record
CAGACAACACUUACUGGGAGAAAAUUGAUCCCACUGUGAGAGAUCCAGCCAAAGACCAGCACUUUUCUCCCACCCUUCCCUUCACAUAUAUGGAUCAAUAACAGCUUGAAUCCGGAUUAUAGUCCUAUACACUGAGGGUAUAUAGAAAUAUAUACCUGGUACCUGCACUAUGGCAAGGUGGAUUUUAUCAUGGGAUUGCUGGAUAACCUCAUUUUUAGUGAUAUCCCUGCAGGGGCUGCACACAGCAAGAACAGAUUCUCCAGUUGAUGUUUUACAAGCACUCGAACUCAGGGAAGGCAUUGAAGGAGUUACAAUCGCAGCUGGACUUUGUACGCAGAGGCAAGGGAUCGAAGAGACGGACAUUGCUUUCCGUUUGGAGAACAGAACUCAUUUUAGUGCUCCAACCAAGCAGCUAUUCCCAGAUGGACCUUUUCCACAAGACUUCUCCAUCCUCACCACUCUCCGAGCCAAAAAGGGCUCUCAGUUCUUCCUCCUCUCGAUUUACAACGACCAGGGCGAACAACAGUUGGGUGUAGAAAUUGGCCGCUCUCCUAUUUUUGUAUACGAAGAUCAAGAUGGCCGCCCUAGCCCGGAAAACUACCCAUUCUUUAAGAAGAUCAACUUGGCAGAUGGCAAGUGGCACCGGAUAGCUUUGAGUGUAGAAGGAAAAAGCGUGACAAUGAUUGUCGACUGUGAGAAGACUCAGAGCCAUGACCUAGAUCGUGGCGACAACCCCAUCAUCAGCACAGAAGGAGUCACCUUGUUUGGAACGAGAUUGCUUGACGAAGAAGUCUUUGAGGGGGACAUCCAACAGCUGAUGAUCGUCCCGGAUCCAAAAGCCGCCUCUGAAUAUUGUACCAGUUACAUGCCCAGCUGUGAUUCUGCGCUAAUCUACGCCGUGCAAGACCAGGACCCAGAAUUCCCUGUAGAGAGCACCACAGAACCUGUCCCGAGAAAAAAGGACAGGAAAGGUAAGAAGUCCUCUAAAAAGAAGGACAGGAAGGGCAAAAAGAAGAAGAAGAAGAAGUCUGUUGCUGAACAGAUACAUCCCGUGCUUGGCACUAUCAUGACCUUGACCCAAGGAUACCCUACGUCAUCCGUUACACAGACGGUCCCCGUAGUCAUGACAGAGACAAGUCCCAAGGCGAAGCCUACAGAGGAUCCCAUUUUCUCUGAAUAUGACUUACCAGAAGACUAUUUUUAUACUCAGUCUCCAGAAGAGAUCCCAAAGACCACAGUGACGGUCAGCCUCAAUGCCACUGACUAUGAGGAGAUAACGGAGGAAUAUGUUGUUGGAGAAGUAGAAGAAGACAACAGGGAAAGGGGAGAGGACUAUGAAAUCAGGGAGUAUGAUGAAGAAGACUACGAAGAAAGACAAGAGAGAUACGGUCCAGUGGAACGGGGUGACGUGGAAACCAAAGAGAGCGAAUUUAACGAAGGCCAAAGCACAAAAGGAGAGAAGGGAGAGCCAGCCAUCCUGGAACCUGGUACCCUGAUUGAGGGACCUCGGGGAGCUCCCGGUUACGCGGGAGAGCCUGGACCACCCGGACCUACAGGUCCAGUUGGACCCAUUGGAGAUCCAGGGGAAAGGGGUCCUCCAGGGCGUCCUGGACUCAAUGGAGCUGAUGGUAUACCCGGUCCUCCUGGAAACACUAUUUUGCUGCCCUUCCAAUCUGGAAGCGAUUCUCCAGGACAACCAGUGUCAUUUCAGGAAGCACAAGCUCAAUCAAUCUUGCAGCAAACCAAGAUGUCCAUGAAAGGUCCGCCUGGACCUCUUGGGAUGACAGGACGAUCUGGGCCACUUGGUCCUCCUGGGUCCCAAGGCGCAAAGGGUGAUUAUGGGGACCCUGGACCUCCGGGUCCACGUGGUUUCCAAGGUAUUGUAGGACCUCCUGGCAAGCUGGGUAAAAGAGGGCGAGCUGGAGCAGAUGGCGCACGGGGUGUUCCUGGGGAAACAGGAGUCAAGGGCGACCGUGGAUUCGAUGGUUUGCCCGGACUUCCCGGAGAGAAUGGACACAAGGGAGAUAUUGGCAGUCAAGGCCCACCAGGUCCACCUGGAAUGAAUGGAGAAAAGGGAUCCGGCGGGCAGCCUGGUCCAGCAGGUUCUCCUGGAGAAGCAGGGUCUCGGGGUUUAGUUGGUCCUCGCGGUUCACCCGGGCCUCCUGGUCAACCAGGUGUGAGUGGGAUCGACGGUAUUCAGGGGCCUAAAGGAAAUCAGGGUAUUCAAGGAGAAGCUGGACCAAAUGGACAACAAGGAAAUCCAGGACCUCAGGGUCUGCCAGGACCCCAGGGUCACAUCGGCAUGCCAGGGGAGAAGGGUCCAGCAGGGAAGCAGGGAAUUCCAGGUCUUGCCGGCUCAGAUGGACCUCCUGGCCAUCCCGGGAGAGAAGGAUCUCCUGGAGAAAAGGGCAUACAGGGUCUCCCAGGUGCUCCUGGUCCUAUUGGAUACCCUGGAACCCGUGGUGUUAAGGGAGCUUUUGGAGUAAGGGGUCCAAAAGGAAGCAAAGGAGAGAAGGGCGAAGAUGGAUUUCCUGGAUUUAAAGGCGACAUGGGGAUCAAAGGUGACCGGGGGGACCCUGGCCCUGUUGGAGUACGUGGUGAGGAUGGACCGGAAGGACCUAAAGGACAGUCUGGUCCGUUAGGAGAAAUUGGAGGAUCGGGAAUUUCUGGCGAGAAGGGAAAAUUGGGGGUACCAGGACUUCCUGGAUAUCCUGGUCGUCAGGGCGCCAAGGGUUCCACAGGUUUCCCUGGACCCAUUGGGGCAGCUGGAGACAAAGGCAAGAGGGGACGAGCAGGACAGCCCGGACAAGCAGGACAGAGAGGACCCUCGGGCUCAAGGGGUGAAAGAGGUCAGAAAGGUCCAACUGGAAAGCCAGGUCUCAAGGGAGAUAGCGGUAACGAUGGAGUCCCCGGAACACCAGGUGAAAAGGGUCCUCCAGGAAGUCAGGGCCCAGUUGGCUUUCCAGGACCCAAGGGACCACCAGGCAGCUCUGGUAAGGAUGGGUUACCCGGACAUGCAGGCCAGCGAGGAGAGCCGGGAUUUCAAGGCAAAACAGGCCUCCCAGGACCUGCUGGAGUUGUGGGGCCACAGGGCAAAUCCGGGGAAACAGGACCUAUGGGAGAAAGAGGUCAUCCAGGUACCCCAGGAUCACCGGGAGAACAAGGAUUACCAGGAGAGGCAGGACGGGAAGGGGCAAAGGGUGACCCUGGUCCUGGAGGGAUCCCAGGAAAAAGUGGACCUCAAGGAUUACGUGGAUUUCCAGGUGCCAGGGGCACUGCCGGUGAAAAUGGUCCAUCUGGUUUGAAAGGAGGAGAAGGCCCUCCGGGUCAGGCAGGGGCACCAGGUCCUGCUGGAGAACGUGGACCUUCUGGGGCAGCUGGGGGCAUUGGACUUCCAGGACGUCCCGGAGGACAAGGAACUCAAGGACCUGCUGGCGAAAAGGGUAACCCAGGUGAGAGAGGACCUAUGGGAUCUGCUGGCCAAGAUGGAGGACAGGGUAAUAUAGGACUACCAGGACCUGCUGGACCACCAGGACCUGCUGGUGAUGAUGGAGAUAAGGGUGAAAUGGGAGGACCUGGACAAAAAGGAGGCAAAGGAGACAAGGGAGAAUCGGGACCCCCAGGACCUGUCGGUAUUCAAGGUCCAAUCGGCCAUCCUGGUGUUCCAGGCCAAGAUGGAGAGCCAGGAAGGAGAGGUCAACAAGGAAUGCAGGGUCCAAAAGGUGACGAGGGUCAUCGUGGUUCCACUGGUGUGGCUGGACCAAGAGGACUUCAGGGUAUGCCUGGACCCACAGGGGAAAAAGGAGAGAGUGGGCAUGUUGGACCAAUGGGUCCACCUGGCACUGGAGGUCCAAGAGGUCCCAUGGGCCCCAACGGUGGAGAUGGACCACCAGGCAUGCCGGGAGGUUUGGGCCAACCAGGUUCUGUUGGAGAGAAGGGAGAGCCAGGUGAGGCUGGAGAUCCAGGACAGCCAGGAGAAGCAGGACCUCCUGGAGGUAAAGGCGAUGUUGGUGAAAAAGGGGAAUCAGGGCCUUCUGGUGCAGCUGGGAUACCUGGAAAGAAAGGACGUCCUGGAGAAGAUGGUCCAAAAGGAAACUUGGGUCCAAUUGGUUUCCCUGGAGAUCAUGGUCCAAGAGGAGAACCUGGGAUACCGGGUUUGGAUGGAGCGCCUGGAGAAAAGGGUGAUGCUGGAGACAGUGGAAACCCUGGACCACCUGGACCAUCAGGAGAACCUGGACCCAAUGGUGCACCAGGAAGGAGGGGGCCUUUGGGACUUGCUGGCAAAGAAGGAAGGCAGGGGGAGAAAGGAGCUAAGGGAGAACCUGGCACUGAAGGACUUCCUGGAAAGACAGGGCCAGUAGGACCACAGGGAUCACCGGGAAAAGCUGGAUCGCAGGGUCUGAGGGGUAUCCCAGGACCUGGUGGUGAACCUGGGCUGUUGGGAUCUCCUGGACAAACAGGACCUCCAGGCCCAAUGGGUCCUGCAGGAUUACCAGGAUUAAAAGGAGACCCAGGUGUAAAAGGGGACAAGGGCCAUGCUGGAUUAAUAGGAUUGAUUGGACCACCAGGUGAAAUGGGGGAGAAGGGAGACAAAGGACCACCUGGAAACCAAGGAGUACCCGGUCCCAAGGGAGAUGGAGGUCUUGUUGGAUCACCUGGACCCAAUGGCCCACCAGGACCUGGUGGCCUUCUGGGUCCUGUAGGACAAAAAGGAUCCAAAGGAGCUCCGGGCGUUAUCGGAAUCAGAGGUGAUCCAGGAUUAGCUGGACCACCAGGACCUCCAGGACCUGCGGCACGAGUCAUAGAUCCAUUGCCAUAUGAGUCAACAAGGAAGAGGCGUCGAGAGUCUGAGGUGGACCAAGCUGAUGAAGGAUACACUGAUUAUAUGGCAGAUGGGAUGGAAGAAGUAUACGCCACCCUUGGCUCCCUCAAAGUUGAGGUGGAGCAGAUGAGAUGGCCUGUGGGAUCCAAGGACAGCCCAGGAAGGACCUGCAAAGAACUCCAAAUGUGUCACCCUGACUAUAAAGAUGGAGAAUACUGGAUUGACCCAAACCAAGGGUGUAAUAGAGACGCAUUCAAAGUGUUCUGCAAUUUCACCGCGGGGGGAGAGACCUGCCUGCUCCCAGACAAAAAGUUUGAAUCGGUGAAAAUUGCAGCUUGGAGCAAAGAAACCCCAGGGGGCUGGUACAGCACAUUUAAACGUGGCAAGAAGUUUCAGUAUAUAGAUGCAGAUGGCAAUCCCGUCCACGUUGUCCAGAUGACCUUCCUUAAACUACUAAGCGCCACAGGUCGGCAAAAUUUCACCUAUAACUGCCAGCAGUCCGCAGCGUGGUACGACUUUUCACAAGGGAAUCACAAUCGGGCGUUGAAGUUCCGGGCAGACAAUGAGGAGGAGCUUUCGCAAAGCCGCACGCUUCAACUAAGGGCAUUGUAUGAUGGAUGCCAGAUCCGUAAAGGCAUGGAAAGAACUGUACUAGAGGUGAACACCUUCAAAGUGGAGCACCUUCCUCUCAGGGAUGUGGCCAUCAGUGACUUUGGAGAGAACAACCAAAAAUUUGGCUUUGAGCUGGGACCUGUCUGCUUCAAUGGUUAAAAAUGAAAACAAGAAGAAGAAACAGACUUUAAAAGAUAAGCCUCAUUAUCCAAGAACGAAAACAAACACGUUUCACAGCCAAUAAACUCAAGAAACAUUCACCGUUUGCCAUGGCCAAGGAGUUAUCUUUUAAUGUUUUUUUGUUAUGCAUUUUGAAAUUUUUUUUUUAACUGUGUUCCCAUUGAGGGUUUACCCUUGUAGGGUUUCAUAAAAUCAUAUAUUGGGGCAA